UAAAUAGUUACUUUCGAAAUCAUGGUAUUUUUCUUGAAGACUUUACUAAGAAUAUAACGAAAUUAUUUAAAGAAUAUAAUCUUGAAUAUCAAGUUGAAGAGAGAACAGCAUCCUUGGAUGAUUAUGAUAUGAUAAAACGAAAAUUUAUUACAAUGUUUAGAGUUUUAAAAUCUAUGAUUCUUGAAUAUUCGGGCAUGAGUAAUGAAAAAUAUGAUGAAAUGCUUGAUAAAACUUUUGUUGAAAUAACUGAAUAUAAAACUACAUUUCAAUUAAUAAGACAUUUUGGAAAAAAACUUUCGGUUUAA
Scutellospora calospora is the source of this 305-nucleotide messenger RNA. The record is from the annotation of a GenBank genome assembly. Lineage: Eukaryota; Fungi; Glomeromycota; Glomeromycetes; Diversisporales; Gigasporaceae.